GACUAAGCUUUGAUUUCCCAAAAAAGAAAGAAAGUAAAUAAAAUAAAACGACAAAAAAAAAAUGAAUGUGGGAACUACUUGGAAGUGAACGAGAGAUUCUUUAACGAGAAGAAAAAAAAAAGAACUGUGUUAACUUACUAACUUACCCUACCCAGUUGCGUCAUCAUCAUCAACUCCACACACUCUCCUCUUCACUUUUACUUUUUCCUUAUUACCAUUCUCUUCUUUUAAACAUUUUCCCGAGAAAAUAAAAUAAGAAAAGAAAAAAGCUUUCUCUGGUUUUUUUUCUUUCUUGAUUGGUCAAUUUACACAUCUCCCUUUCCUCCUCUUCUCUUCUCUCUCUCUCUCUCACAUCGCUUGCCUUUGCUUCAUUUCAUCUCUUUGGUCUCCUUCUUGCGUUUUCUAAUUCACUUACACAGACCAAACAAGAGAAAGUGUGACUUUAACCAUUAGAAUAUAUAUUAAAAAAGAGAUUUUUCAGAUAUGGGUUAGUCUCCACUAUUCAUAAAACCUCUGCUUCUUCUUCUUCUUCUUCUUUCUUAGGAUUGUGUGUUAGCUAUAUCCUUCUCUGGUUCUUUAGGGUUAGGGUUUUUAGGUGAGGGUUUGAGCAAGUAUGCGGGAGUUACAUCCUCUUUGAGUUACUCUGGAUUCCUCACCCUCUAACGACGACCACCGUAGCCGCCGCCGCCGCCUCGACGAAUUACAACACUCUGAGCUUCCUCAAUAUGCUCAAUCCAUGGCUGGCGAAUUCCUCCACCCGCCGCCUCCUUCUUCAAUGAGGCACCGCUCUACGUCCGAGGCGGCUGACGGCGGAUGCGGCGAGAUUGUGGAGGUUCAAGGUGGUCACAUUGUUCGGUCCACCGGGAGGAAAGAUCGGCACAGCAAAGUCUGCACGGCCAAAGGACCACGUGACCGGCGCGUGAGGCUCUCUGCUCACACGGCGAUUCAGUUCUACGAUGUUCAAGACCGCCUUGGCUUCGACCGGCCUAGCAAAGCCGUUGAUUGGCUUAUCAAAAAGGCUAAGACUUCCAUUGACGAGCUCGCUGAGCUUCCUCCCUGGAAUCCCGCCGAUGCUAUUCGCCUAGCAGCUGCUAACGCUAAACCCAGAAGAACCUCCGCCAAAACCCAAAUCUCCCCGCCUCAGCAGCAACAGCCACAGCUUCAGUUCGGUGUUGGCUUCGACGGAGGAGGAACAGAGCAUCCCACUAACAACGACAACGACUCGAGUUUUCUUCCGCCGUCUAUGGAUUCAGAUUCGAUUGCUGACACUAUAAAGUCGUUUUUUCCGGUGGUUGGUUCUUCGACGGAGGCUCCUCAGAAUCAUCAGCUUAUUCACAACUACCAUCAUCCGCCGGAUUUGCUUUCUCGAACUAAUAGCCAAAACCAAGAUCUCCGUCUCUCGCUGCACUCGUUCCCGGAUGGUCCACCGUCGCUUCUCCACCACCACAACCACACCUCUGCUUCCGCCUCCGAACCUGCUCUGUUCUACGGACAGAGCAAUCCGUUAGGGUUUGACACACCGAGUUCGGUGAGUUGGGAGCAGCAGUCAUCGGAAUUCGGAAGAAUUCAGAGACUAGUGGCUUGGAACAGCGGAGCAACCGAUACAGGAAACGGAGGAGGGUUUCUAUUCGCUCCUCCUCCGUCGUUUCAGCCAGUCCUUGGCCAAAGCCAGCAGCUUUAUUCUCAGAGGGGUCCCCUUCAGUCCAGUUACAGUCCCAUGAUCCGUGCUUGGUUUGAUCCUCACCAACAUCAUCAGUCCAUCUCCACCGACGAUCUCAACCACCACCAUCACCUUCCUCCGCCGGUUCACCAAUCAGCAAUCCCCGGAAUCGGAUUUGCCUCCGGUGAAUUCUCUUCCGGUUUUCGCAUACCAGCACGGUUUCAGGGACAAGAAGAGGAGCAGCACGACGGUCUCAACCACAAGCCGUCCUCCGCUUCCUCUAUUUCUCGCCAUUGACAAUUGAAAACAAGUCCUCUCUCAUUCCAGGGCUCGUCAAGCUUCCAUGCACCAUUGAAGCUUGACUUAGAUUGUUCGGAACAGGGAAGGCGUUCUCAGUCAAUGGCCUGAAAACAAGAAACGCAAGGAAAGGAUGAAAGAGAAGAAGAAGGAGGAGGACCAGUGUAACCCACAAUUUCAGGUUCUUCGUUUUCUUCUUCUUCCAAUAUCCUGACCUUGCCAUUUGUAAUUUUUCAUCUUUUUUCACCAGUUAGACCAACGUUCUGUAGCUUCAGUUGGUGUUAGAUUCCAAAGUUUGCUUCUUGUUGUGUUAUGUUUUUGUAUCAUCAUCAUCAUCCUAUUGUUACUGCAAUAACUAGAUACUUGAGAAAUUGCAGUUCCCUGUUCUUGUUUGUAUAACAUGGAUGUUUCUAAUAAAGUCUUAAACUUCCUCUUUUA
Capsella rubella is the source of this 2395-nucleotide messenger RNA. Its product is annotated as transcription factor TCP4. The transcript is spliced from 2 exons. Lineage: Eukaryota; Viridiplantae; Streptophyta; Magnoliopsida; Brassicales; Brassicaceae. Gene Ontology annotation, molecular function: sequence-specific DNA binding; DNA-binding transcription factor activity. Gene Ontology annotation, cellular component: nucleus. Bases 737 to 1957 code for a protein of 406 amino acids. The record is from RefSeq and is a predicted model, not a curated record. Gene Ontology annotation, biological process: regulation of secondary shoot formation.